AUGGAAUUCAGUGCAGGCAUAUGUGCAGGAGUCGCAAUCACACUAUCAGGACAUCCCUUUGAGUAAACCCUAAUCAGCACUAUCAAGGUCAGAAUGCAAACUGGGCAUGUCCACAGUCUGUUCAAAUGCAUAAAAAUCACAUUACAAGCAGAUGGGCUGCGCGGGUUUUAUUAUGGGGUGGCUGGACCUCUAUGAUCUGUCCCAAUAGUGAACGCAGUUAUAUUUGGAGCUUAUGCACAAGCAAACUCUUUUUUAGGCAAUCAAAACAGUUUUUCGAAUGGAAUCCUUGCAGGGUCAUAUGCAGGACUUGUGAAUACAAUUGUAGUCACUCCAAUAGAGCUGAUUAAAUGCAAAAUGCAAGUCCAAAGCCAUAACCAAGACAUAGGAAGGGCUAUUAAAUACAAAAACAGUUUUGAAUGCUUUAAACAUGUAUUCAAAACUGAAGGAAUAAGAGGACUGUAUGUUGGGAAUGUAGCUUCAAUUUAUCGAGAGAUUCCUGCGUAUGCAGGACAGUUUGCUGCAUAUGAAGGCUGUAAGACAAGUUUGAAGUGGUUUUUAGGGAGAGAUGAAAUUCCGCUAUAUUGGCUAUUUCUUUCAGGGAUGGUAGCUGGGCUGAAUUGCUGAAUAUGAAGCUAUCCGCAAGAUAUCAUUAAAACUAGACUACAGGUAGGACAUGAAGUAGCUAGAGGGUGAGAUGGAGGAUUUUAUAACAUGGGAAAACUAAUUUACCAAGAAAGCGGGCUUAAAGGAUUUUGAUUUGGCUUCUCUGCAUGUGCAGUUAGAGCUGCAUUAGCAAAUGGGUGCGGAUUCCUCUCAUAUGAAAUUUCAAUGGAGCUUAUUAAGCAUCAUUGGGCCGAGGAUCCAAUUAUAAAAAAUCACUAA
Molecule: messenger RNA, 882 nt
Organism: Blepharisma stoltei
Lineage: Eukaryota; Ciliophora; Heterotrichea; Heterotrichida; Blepharismidae
Source: the annotation of a GenBank genome assembly